Messenger RNA from Dentiscutata heterogama, 288 nucleotides. The record is from the annotation of a GenBank genome assembly. NCBI's taxonomy places the organism in Eukaryota, Fungi, Glomeromycota, Glomeromycetes, Diversisporales, Gigasporaceae.
AUGCCUGUUGUAUCUGUGCGAAUUAAAGCAGAAAAUAAUGUAAAAGUAAACUGGAUUGGUGUUCCCGUACCUGAAAAUAUUACAGUAAGGCAGUUUUAUGAAGACCUUAUUGUGGGAAAAAUUGUUCAUGAAGUGCAGUUGAAUAAUGAAGACCGUUUACAACCAGUUAAAGUAGAGUUUUCAUCUAACACUACUGGACCUUUUAAUGUUGUUAGUAUGGAAUGUAACAUGGUUGAGGCAAUUGAAGCUUGGGGAAACAGAGUGCAAUAUUAUCAAACAAAUAGCCAA